CUAAGUUCACGAGACUAGAGCAGAGAGAUAAAGAAAAAACCACUCUUAUUGCCAAAAUGGAUGAUGAUAUCAAGGAAAUCAAACAAUCAUCGGCCAAUGCCAGCUCUGUCGAAAAUCCCAACAAUGUUGUUCGCCUGGGUAAACUAGAAAAGAUGGCAAAGUCAUCAAAUACAUCUGAUAGUACAUUUAAUUCUAAUGCAUGCAAACCUAUUCCUAACCAGGAUGUUACCUUUGGUAACGCUUAUGUAUCAGAAACUGUUAAUAAUGUUGAGAAGGUAUAUGAGCCAGAGAUUAAUAAUAUUACUAAUUGUACUCCCUCAGAAUCAUCUCAUGAAAUAGAGACUAUAAAGUUUUCUUCUUCCAAAACCACAGUUCUUGGAUCGAUAAGUAUUAAGAGACUUGCCAAUUCAUUCUGCCAAGCAAAUGUAGUGGAACUUAGAUCUAAUGAUAAGAAACUUACAGAUCAGACUGCAAAAAAGCAGAUCUAUAAUGAAAUGAAGCCGUAUCUCACAGGUAUUUCAGAUGAAUAUUUACGCAAAAUGACCUCUAAGGCAAGAAAAAUCAAUAAGUUAUUAUGGUUUGAAUAUGAUCCUGUAAUUCUGAAAAAGAUUGAUGAACAGGUCAAAUCGAAGAGAAUUACUGAUCAGAGUUAUGAGAAUGAAAUCGCCUCGACCAUAGCCAAUACAUCAGCUAAUGACCCCUCAGAUGAUAAUUUUAGUGACACGUCUGAUAUUACAUAUUAUUUUAAGGAAAAAGGAGCGAAUGAUUCGGCCGAAGGCGAGGAGGAUUCUAAAAA
Funneliformis geosporum is the source of this 796-nucleotide messenger RNA. Lineage: Eukaryota; Fungi; Glomeromycota; Glomeromycetes; Glomerales; Glomeraceae. The record is from the annotation of a GenBank genome assembly.